CAUUCAUUCGUGAUUCCUGUACUUUCGUGUGAUUCGUUGUUGUUGGAUCAGUUGCCUGUCUACGUGCGGUGAAAAUUGAAAAAACUGCUGUGAUUUCGCUUGAAAAAUUACUGUUGUGUUUUGUUGCGUUUUAAAAAUCCAUUUUAUCGGGUUCCGAGCUAACAUUCCGCGAUAAUGGAUGCCCAGAAUCUGCCGUAUGUGGCGGAAUAUGCCAAAAGUAAUCGUGCCUCGUGCAAACUGUGCAAGAACAAGAUCGACAAGGAUGUGCUCCGCCUUGGGGCGAUGGUCCAGUCGGCGUUCCAUGAUGGCAAGCAAGCCCAGUGGUAUCACGAGAAGUGCUUCUUCCAGAAGUUGCGACCGACCACCGAAGGUGACAUUGCCCACUUUGAGGGACUGCGUUACGAGGAUCAGGAGCAACUGCGGAAGAAAAUUGCUGCUCUGGGAAAUGGAGUUGUUGCCCCUGCUGCUUCCGGGAAGGGAAAGGGCAAGAAACGGACGGCCGAACAAAGUAUGGCUCUGAAGGACUUUGGCGUAGAGUAUGCAGCAUCCGGUCGUGCCGUUUGUCGAGGGUGCGAGAUUAAAAUUCUGAAGGAUGAAGUUCGAAUCAAGAAAGUGGACUAUACCACCGAGGUUGGAAUGAAAUAUGGUGGUCAAGCCCUCUGGCAUCAUGCGGAAUGUUUUGCCAAGCUACGUUCCGAACUGGGAUAUUUCGAGAAGGGAGAGUCUCUUCCCGGCUUCAACAAUUUGAAAAAAGAAGACAAAGCCAAGGUAAAGGAGCUUCUGCCAGCUAUCAAACAAGAGGAUGUACCAUCGAAGAAGGUCAAGUCCGAACCAAAGGAUGAAGUCGAUUCUGCCCAGGAGGCCAUCGACGAAAAGCUGUAUGCUCAGCAACAGAAGGCCUUCUUUAAAAUUCGUGAUAAGCUGAAGGGUGACGAUAUGAAGAAGAAUGAUCUGAUUAGCAUUCUCUCUCGUAACAGUCAGGCGAUUCCAGAAGGAUACGAUGCCUGUUUGGAGCGUGUUUGUGACAUUCUGACGUUCGGGGCACUCAAGCCGUGUCCGAAAUGCAAAGGACAGUACGUUCUGCAGAAGUCGGCCUACAUGUGUGAGGGCAACCUCACGGAAUGGGUCAAGUGUUUGCAUACGGACACGAAGCCUCCCCGAGUUCCAACAAAGGUCCCAUCUGAAAUCAAAAAGGCUUUUCCGUUCCUGGAAAAGUACAAAUCGGUGAUCAGCGACAGGGUAAUCAAAUAUGUGCCACCGAGUCUCAGCACUACGAUGAAGAAGGUUAAGAAGGAGGAAACCCAAGAACCGAAAAUUAAACGGGAGAAACCACCACUUUAUGAGCUACAAUUUGUCAUUAUUGGCAAAACUGCCACACCAAAGGACGAGCUGAAAGAGAAGAUUCUGAAAUUGGGUGGUAAAGUGGGUACCAAAAUCACUAAUACGACGGCAGCAAUCAUUUCCACGCCGGAUGAGGUUGAACGGAUGGGCAGUCGCAUGCAAGAAGCCAAAGACCUACAGAUUCAGGUCGUGCCGGAAGAUUUUCUAGAGGAUGCCAAAAGCGGGGGCGCUCUGUCCUACAUCACCAGCAAAUCGAUUUGCGACUGGGGUUCAGAUCCGCAUAGUCGUAUCCCACAGGACGAAGAGAAAUCCAAAUCGAAGAAGAGCAUUUACACCAAAUCGGUACCCUCGAAGAUGACACUCAAGCUCAAGGGAGGCUUGGCCGUUGAUCCGGACUCUGGUUUGGAAGACGUUGCCCAUGUGUACAAAAAGCACAAGGAAGUGUACAAUUGCGUACUCAAUAAGGUGGAUAUUCAGACGGACAAAAACUCUUACUUCAAGAUGCAGGUUCUAGUUGCUGACAAGGGAAACAAGUUUUGGUUCUUCCGAUCGUGGGGUCGUAUCGGUACGACCAUCGGAGGCAACAAGGUGGAAAGUUGCAGCACAUUGUUGGAUGCGAUGGGUUCGUUCGAGUUCCACUUCCAGGAUAAAACUGGCAAUAGCUGGGAUGAUUAUCGUCACGGAGCAUUCCACAAGCAUGCGGGAGCUUACUACCCGGUGGACAUUGAUUAUAACGACGAAGAAACCAAAACGCUCAGCGAAAACAGCAAUAUCAAAUCCAAGCUGGAGCCAGCCGUGCAGGAUCUUGUGCGUAUGCUGUUCGACGUGGAUACCAUGAAGAAGGUAAUGCUGGAGUUCGAGCUGGACAUGGAAAAAAUGCCGUUGGGAAAACUUUCCCAGAAGCAACUCCAGUCGGCUAUGAAGGUUUUGACUGAGAUAUCCGAGUUGAUUGUAAACGGAGGCAGCAAUUCUCAGUUUAUCGAUGCAUCGAAUCGCUUCUAUACGUUGAUUCCGCACAACUUUGGGGUGGAAACUCCAACGGUGCUGGACACAGUCGAGCAAAUUAACGAGAAGCAAGCAAUGCUGGACAGCUUGACGGAGAUUGAAAUCGCUUACAGCUUCUUGAACACCGCUGAAACAGAUGACAAAAAGAACCCUCUGGACGCCCAUUACGAGCAACUCAAAACGGAUAUGGAAACCAUCAAAAAAGACUCGGAAGAAUUCAAGAUCUUGGAACAGUACGUCAGGAAUACCCAUGCCGAAACGCAUACGUCCUAUGAAUUGGAGAUCGCAGAAAUCUUCAAAAUUAAGCGUAAGGGCGAAGACCGUCGGUACAAACCGUUCAAGAAACUCCACAAUCGCAAACUUUUGUGGCACGGUUCUCGCCUUACUAACUAUGUUGGCAUUCUAUCGCAUGGUUUGAAGAUCGCUCCGCCGGAAGCACCAGUUACCGGUUACAUGUUCGGUAAGGGUAUCUACUUUGCUGACAUGGUUUCCAAAUCGGCCAACUACUGUUGCACUAGCCCAUCGAACUCUACUGGGCUCAUGCUUUUGUGCGAAGUUGCGCUGGGCGACAUGAUCGAAUACAAGCAGGCUCACUACGUCACCAAGUUGCCGGCCGACAAGCACAGCACUAAGGGUGUUGGCCGCACGCAACCCGAUCCAAAGCAGGCGUACGUCCGUCCGGAUGGCGUGGAAAUUCCGCUGGGUAAAGGAGUUACGCAGGAUCCCAAGAUGAUGACCUCGCUGCUGUACAACGAGUACAUUGUGUACGAUGUGGCCCAGGUCAACUGCCAGUAUCUGUUCAAGAUGAACUUCAAGUAUAAGUAUUAGGAGUGAUGCAGAAAACUGGUAAGUCAUUCUUUACUAUCGAACAAAUUCCUACGAUAUUAUAUGAACUCGAAAACCUAACUAGUACAACACAAUAAUUGGCGCUUCUGUGUCUCCUAAACCUUUAUACGUGUAGCCAAAGAGUAUUGGCAAAUAUGACAUGUUUUGCUUUUGAUUAAGUUUGUUACCUUUUAAUUAUCUCUCAAAGAAAUGCAUUCAAGCUAAUCCGUAUGAAA
Messenger RNA from Aedes albopictus (Asian tiger mosquito), 3407 nucleotides. It is a transcript of the gene Parp1, whose product is annotated as poly [ADP-ribose] polymerase. The transcript has 4 exons. Gene Ontology annotation, biological process: double-strand break repair; protein poly-ADP-ribosylation. Lineage: Eukaryota; Metazoa; Arthropoda; Insecta; Diptera; Culicidae. The record is from RefSeq and is a predicted model, not a curated record. Gene Ontology annotation, molecular function: zinc ion binding; NAD+ poly-ADP-ribosyltransferase activity; NAD binding. Gene Ontology annotation, cellular component: nucleolus; nucleus. The coding region runs from base 175 to 3174 and encodes 999 amino acids.